Messenger RNA from Piliocolobus tephrosceles (Ugandan red Colobus), 2528 nucleotides. It is a transcript of the gene SCN1B, whose product is annotated as sodium voltage-gated channel beta subunit 1. The transcript is spliced from 6 exons. Gene Ontology annotation, molecular function: transmembrane transporter binding; sodium channel inhibitor activity. Gene Ontology annotation, biological process: regulation of sodium ion transmembrane transporter activity; regulation of heart rate by cardiac conduction; cardiac muscle cell action potential involved in contraction. Lineage: Eukaryota; Metazoa; Chordata; Mammalia; Primates; Cercopithecidae. The record is from RefSeq and is a predicted model, not a curated record. Gene Ontology annotation, cellular component: voltage-gated sodium channel complex. Bases 1215 to 1871 code for a protein of 218 amino acids.
AAAAACAAAAAAAAAAACAUGUCAGGUAGUGAGGCUGCUGUGAAAAACACUCAACAAGAGUAAAGGAGGUCAAGUUAGGAGCGGGGGAGGCAGUUUGCCCUGAAGGGACACAGAAGACCUAACGAAGGUGACAUUGGAGCCAUGGAGGCGGAGGGAGAGUGGUGGGGCAGCGGGGAGAGCAGGAGUAGAGGGGAGGGCAGGGGCCAAGGCCCCGAGGCAGGAAUGGGUUCCUGUGUUGGGAACAGCAGGAGGGCCUGAACAGCCAGAGCAGAGUGGGAGGAAAGAGGAGUAGAAGGUGACAUCAGAGACAUGAAGGGGUCAUCGUCCUGAAACAGCACCUCCAGAUCCCCGGGGCUGCUUCUCCCCAGGGUGCCCCGCCUGCUUGGGUGAGGUCUGGAUUGUAGCUGUAGUCCUAGCCUGAUGGCCCCCACCCUCCUCUAAUGCCUAUUUGGGGUCCCUGCACAGUGACCCCCAGGCCGGGAUAUCAGGGCUCUGAGGGGAGAUCACUUGGAGGUUCGCUUCCUUGAACUCCUGAGGAUGACCUCCAUCAUUUGAAAUCGGAAACCCGGUCCCCAAACUGCGCUCCAAGUCCUCUUGUGACUCUGGGGGUGACCUUUCCAGACUCCCUGGGAAGGUGGGGGGGUGGUCCUCAGAGCCCCAGCGGAGUCGGAGACACCUGGACUAUCCGCCGCGUCCCCAGAAGUCGCGGUCCCUGCGCCACCCGGAGAGGCCCGUGCAGCGGCCGCUUCCCGGGCCGCUGCGGCAAAGGCUGGGCGACCGCGCCCUCCCCCCGCGGUGAUUCAUCCCGCCCCCUCCCUCUCCUCCCUCCUCCCUCCCUAGGCCGCCGCCGCCGCCGCCGCUGCAGUGCGCAGGAGACCGCGGUCCGCGCCCGAGCGCGCCCGAGCCGAAGCGGGACCCGGGUCGGUGCACCUAGCGGAUGUGCCCGGCUGUGCGCGCCAGCGCAGCAGCCCGAGCAGCGGCCGCCGCCCGCGCGGCGGGGAUGCCCGGACGCCGGGCCCCGGGGCUGGGCCCCCGGCGGUAACCGGAGCGGGGGGGCCGCGCCCCCCCUCUUCCCCCCCUCGCCGGUCCCAGAGCCGCAGCUGCUGCGCCCGCGCGCUCCCGGGACAUUCUAACCGCCGCCGGGUCCCGCCGCCUCUCGCCCCGCUAUUAAUACCGGCGGCCCGGGAGGGGGGCGCAGCACGCGCCGCGCAGCCAUGGGGAGGCUGCUGGCUUUAGUGGUCGGCGCGGCACUGGUGUCCUCAGCCUGGGGGGGCUGCGUGGAGGUGGACUCGGAGACCGAGGCCGUGUAUGGGAUGACCUUCAAAAUUCUUUGCAUCUCCUGCAAGCGCCGCAGCGAGACCACCGCUGAGACCUUCACCGAGUGGACCUUCCGCCAGAAGGGCACUGAGGAGUUUGUCAAGAUCCUGCGCUAUGAGAAUGAGGUGUUGCAGCUGGAGGAGGAUGAGCGCUUUGAGGGCCGCGUGGUGUGGAACGGCAGCCGGGGCACCAAGGACCUGCAGGAUCUGUCUAUCUUCAUCACCAACGUCACCUACAACCACUCGGGCGACUACGAGUGCCACGUCUACCGCCUGCUCUUCUUUGAAAACUACGAGCACAACACCAGCGUCGUCAAGAAGAUCCACAUUGAGGUAGUGGACAAAGCCAACAGAGACAUGGCAUCCAUCGUGUCUGAGAUCAUGAUGUAUGUGCUCAUCGUCGUGUUGACCAUAUGGCUCGUGGCAGAGAUGGUUUACUGCUACAAGAAGAUCGCUGCCGCCACGGAGACUGCUGCACAAGAGAACGCCUCGGAAUACCUGGCCAUCACCUCCGAAAGCAAAGAGAACUGCACGGGCGUCCAGGUGGCCGAAUAGCCCCGGCCCUGGGCCCCGCCUCAAGGAAGAGCCAGCCCUAAUGGGGACUCUCCAGGCACCGCCUGCGCCCAGUGUGGGGGUGGCCACUCCUGGGCCCCGGAAAGCCUGAGUCCUGCCGACGGAGCCGCUGGGGUGGGAGGGGCAGGGGGAUUGGCUCGCACCCCCGCCUUGGCCUCCUCCAGCUCCUGCCCCGCCGGCCGCGCACCGCCAUGCAUGAUGGGUAAAGCAAUACUGCCGCUGCCCCCACCCUGCUUCUGCUGCCUGUUUGGGGAGGGGGGCGGUGAGGUGGGGGCAGCGGCCCCGCACCCCUCCUCCUUGCUGAUUUGCACACAUUGGCCGCUUCAGACAUGCACUUCUGGGGCCAGCCCCUCCCCGCUUCCUCCCUGCCCGGCGGCAGGGAUCGCGAUGAUGGGCUGGAGCAGUCUGGGGCAGGGGGUUCUGGGACCCACUCCGACUCCCCUCCCCCGGCAUCAUUUCUUCUCCUGCUUCCUCCGGCUGGACCUGGGGUCCCCCCUCCCUGUAAUGCACUCCUGCCCCGGCCCAACCUCGCCCUCUCUCACCAGCCUUGAACUGUGGCCACCUAGAAAGGGGCCCUUUCAGCCUCGUCUCUCUUUACAGAAGUAGUUUUGUUCAUGAAAUAAAGACUCUUGGACUUGA